GACUGGCAAAUGUCACUCAACACUGAUAAAUGCAUGCUCCUUUCCUUCCACCGCCGCACUAACCCAAUGUCAUUUGUGUAUCGCUUAAAUAGUUUCGCCCUAACAUCCUGCACAUCGUAUAAGUACCUUGGUGUAUAUCUCACCCCAAACCUCUCGUGGGCAACUCACAUUGAGCAUCUAAUUAAAUCUACCAACCGCUCUUUAGGUUUCCUCAAGCGUAACUUAAAGUCAGCCCCACAUCACCUCAAACUUCUCGCCUUUAAAACACUUGUUCGCCCUAAACUAGAAUUUGCUUCAUCUGUGUGGGACCCUCAUCAGUCAUAUCUCUCUUCCGACAUCGAGGCAAUUCAAAAUCGCGCAGUCAGGUUCAUUCAUUCAAAUUAUUCGUAUAACACUAGUGUCACAGCGUUGAAGAAACAAGAUAACUUACAAGAUCUCAGCAUACGCCGCAAAGUAACCCGUCUUCUGCUCUUUCAUAAACUAUUUAAUGACGCUACUAAGUGUGAGUCAUACAUUCAAGUAGCUGCUGAACGCCAUCUCCGCAAUUACCAUCCUCACCAAGUCAUACCUGCAAACUGUAAAACAACUACCUUCAUGAAUUCAUUUUUUGUCAAAACUUCUAAUGACUGGAACGAUCUUCCCCGUGAAAUCACUUCACUUGCUGACCCAUUGAAAUUUAAAACAGCUCUCCUCUCAUUUUUCUAACUUGUGCCUAUGUUUACGUUGUCCAUACAGCCAGUAUUGCUAUCAUCAGUACACCAGUCUAACUAAACACCAGUAUCAUACUUAGAAUUUUUCUAGCAUUUUUCUAGCAUUUUUUGAACCUCUCAUUAUUUUUUGUGCGCGUUUAUUGCUUAAUUUUUAUUUGUAUUGUAUAAUUUGCAAGUCCUUAUUUGAGUGUCUAUUUGUUACACUGUUUAUUUUGUAUUAUCUACUUGCAUUUGUUUAUUACACGACCACCAUGCCCACCCCUUAUGUAAUA
Molecule: messenger RNA, 982 nt
Organism: Ixodes scapularis (black-legged tick)
Lineage: Eukaryota; Metazoa; Arthropoda; Arachnida; Ixodida; Ixodidae
Exons: 1
Source: RefSeq, a predicted model, not a curated record